Messenger RNA from Aspergillus sclerotioniger CBS 115572, 1238 nucleotides. RefSeq names its product SH3 domain-containing protein. Lineage: Eukaryota; Fungi; Ascomycota; Eurotiomycetes; Eurotiales; Aspergillaceae. The transcript has 4 exons. Gene Ontology annotation, biological process: protein transport to vacuole involved in ubiquitin-dependent protein catabolic process via the multivesicular body sorting pathway. Gene Ontology annotation, molecular function: protein binding. Bases 53 to 790 code for a protein of 245 amino acids. The record is from RefSeq and is a predicted model, not a curated record. Gene Ontology annotation, cellular component: ESCRT-0 complex.
UCGAUACUUUUCGUUGUCUGCUUUUUCGUUCUCUCCCCUCCAUUGGCCCCUCAUGGCGUCCCAAAGCGACUUCUUCUCGGCUAUGACCAGCCGGUCGCUCCGCAACGUCCGAUCGGAACUCGAGUUCCUCGCAGAUUUAUCAGUCAUUACUCCCCAACAACUCUCAUUGAUUCUAUCGCAACUACCGAGGGAGGAUGAGCGCAGCAGAGCCCCCGUGCCUCAGCAGCAACCGCCACCUGUGCAGCAACCACCGGUGGUUGCCCAGCAGCCCCCGGCCCCAUACUCUCCUCCUACGAACCAGUUUGCGAACACUUCUCUGAACGAAAAGGCCACUUAUCAACAGCCUCCUCCGCAACAGUACUCAACCCCGUCUAUUCCGCCACCCGCUUAUCCCCAAGCUCCGCCGGUGCUGUCUGUCGCUUCGGCGCUCUAUGCUUAUACCCCGACGGAUCCGGGAGACUUGGCUUUGCAACCCAAUGAUCGUGUCCAAGUUUUGGAACACAUGAAUGCCGACUGGUGGCGUGGUCGUAAUGAGCGCACCAACCAGGAGGGUAUCUUCCCUCGGAGCUACGUGAAUGUGCUAAACGAAAAGGCCGUUUCGUCUCCUCCCCCGACCAACUACGGAAACAUGCCUCUCGAAGUUAGUCAGGGUGGCUCAACGCCCGGUGAAGAUGGCAAGAAGUCCAAGUUCGAGGAGCAGGGCAAGAAGUUUGGCAAGAAGAUGGGCAAUGCCGCCAUCUUCGGUGCCGGUGCUACCAUGGGUUCGAAUCUGGUGAAUAGCAUUUUCUAAAUGCUUCAGCCAGUCGAUAUUUGGUUUGUUCUAGGGCUUUACAGAAUGGCGUCCUGUGAUGUUUCUUUCGCUCACCUUCAUUUCGUCAUGGAAACGGCGUUGGUGGUUCGAUUCUUUUCCUAUGCUUAGUCGGAAAAACCGUUUAGUUCGGGUCAGUUGGGAUAGCGCGUCGCAGAUUGCUUGGGUUAAUGAUCGAGGCAUUUUUAGUCAUAGAAGUAACUGGGAUGUGUUUUCCAAGCGAAUUGUUUCGAUCCGGUCACCACUCUAGUUUCAGCGAUGGAGUGACAACUUAUCCCCCGAACUUUAAGCCUACCCCAUCUUUCCCCCCCUGUUAUCUUCGCUCGCUUUUAUCUUUGCGAUCCGCGCCCAUGCCUGAGGCUUUGUAUCAUACCUAAGGCCCCAAUCCAUGCCUUAGGCUAUGUAGUACUAGAUCCUCCUUAUAAAGCCC